Messenger RNA from Sclerotinia trifoliorum, 2847 nucleotides. The record is from the annotation of a GenBank genome assembly. NCBI's taxonomy places the organism in Eukaryota, Fungi, Ascomycota, Leotiomycetes, Helotiales, Sclerotiniaceae.
AUUCUUUGGAAUCAUUCAAUCUUGUAUCAUAUAUGAGGAACGACAACUCAAAUGUUCAAAGCUUUUUGACAAGUCUUCCCAUACAGUACCUAGAUAAUUCUACCGCUACUUUUCUCAAUUCUACUCUAGGAUCGUUUUCACCUUGUUCCAUCCUUGAUCUUAAGAGAGUUGCUUAUCUUGAUUCCUGUAUUACUCUCCCCGCUCCUCCUUCCCUCCUACCCUACCUUUGAUUCCCUCAGCCUUUCUCGGCAUUAUAACCGCUGCGCUUCCCAACAGUCCGCUACCCACCAUUUGAUACAGGACAAGACAAAUUCACGGGUCUGCAGCCUUACAGUAGAAGGCGCUUGAAAUUCUUUGGGAAUACCAAGAAAGGAUACUCCACGAAUUUGCAUAAACUUAUUCUCUUGGCACUCUCAUACCUUCAGCCACAAUUAGGAGUUUCGCCAUUUGUCGCAGAUAUCUUUUGUUGCUAGGUACUCGGGAACUUGUAGAAAACAUCAGAUUCAUUCAAGAUUGAUUUUUGAAAGUACAACUUCCAAAUCAAUCUCCCAACCAACAAAUCAUUUUUCACAUUGAACUUAUUUUUUAUUACAUUGGAUUUUCCGGUCUUCUCGGAUUUCGGAAAUAACAAAUUUUUGGUCUCCAGGGUCGAAGCUAAAUAAUUAGUGUUUAUUGUCCGCGUCAUCUGGAUUCACCCGAACAAUAUAUACCGAUUUCACAUCCCAUAUUGGAUAGGAAUCCAUACAAGGGGAUUUUCUUUACCACCAAUAAAUACGUUUCCAAUCAUGAGGACGACGACAUUCAUUGCGGCUGCUGUGGGAUUAUUAUCAGCGUGUACCGAUGCACUUCAAUUACAGAGACGAAGCGAUGCAUCAGCAAGAGUAAUUGCGCUAGAUAUGGUACGGAAACAAGUGGACAAUCCUUUAGCAAGAGACAAAUUAAGGAAAUUAAGGCGGAGGUCAAAAACAGUUGCGGCUACAUUAGAUAAUGAGGUUAGUGAAAUUCAUUAGGUCCCGCGACAGGCAUAAUACUGAUUAAAGUUAGGAAACUUUAUAUUUCGUCAAUGGAACAUUAGGGACACCAGCACAAAGUUUACGGUUACAUAUCGACACAGGUAGUAGUGAUUUAUGGGUCAAUACUGCUACCUCGACCUUAUGUAGUGAGGGAAGAAGUCCAUGUAAGGCUGCUGGAACAUAUUCUGCCAACUCAUCAUCAACAUAUGCAUAUGUAGCGAGUGAUUUUAAUAUUUCUUACGUUGAUGGAUCUGGUGCUUCCGGGGAUUAUGUUACCGAUACCUUUACGAUUGGAUCAACGACAUUAGACAAAUUACAGUUUGGUAUUGGAUAUACCAGUUCUUCACCUGAAGGUAUUCUAGGAGUUGGUUACGAGAUUAAUGAGGUUCAGGUCGGAAGAGCCAUGAAAUCGGCAUAUAAAAACUUACCAGCACAAAUGGUUUCUGAUGGUUUGAUCAAUUCAAAUGCUUUCUCCCUAUGGCUUAACGAUUUGGAUGCCAAUACUGGAAGUAUCUUGUUCGGUGGUGUCGAUACCGCUCGAUAUCACGGUCAAUUGGAAACACUCCCGAUUCAAAAAGAAUCCGGAUACUAUGCCGAGUUUCUCAUUACUUUAACAGAAGUUAUGUUGGGAAAUCUCGUCAUCGCCCAAGAUCAAUCCCUCGCUGUCCUUCUCGAUUCCGGGAGUUCCCUCACUUACCUCCCAGACGCCAUCGCUGAAGCCAUCUACGAACAAGUCGACGCACAAUAUGAUUAUAGUGAAGGAGCCGCCUACGUCCCAUGUUCCCUCGCUUCCAAUAGCAGCGCCCUAAACUUUACCUUCACUUCCCCAACCAUUCAAGUCACCAUGGACGAACUCGUCAUCCCAGUUACUAGCAGCAAUGGCCAACAAUUAAGAUUCACUGACGGCACCGCAGCCUGUCUCUUCGGUAUUGCUCCCGCAGGAGAAAGUACCGCCGUUCUUGGAGAUACCUUCAUCCGCUCUGCCUAUAUUGUCUACGAUCUCGCCAAUAAUGAAAUUUCCCUCGCCCAAACAAAUUUCAACGCAACAGCUACUAACGUGGUUGAAAUUACCACGGGUAUAUCAGCGGUUCCGAAUGCUGCCUUAGUUUCCAACGCAGCAACAGCCAGUUCGGAUAGUUCGGGUGCUGUUAUUAGCGGAUCAGUUACUUUGAAUUCGGGAUCCAAAUCGAAAAAUGCAGCGGCUUUUCAAACUCCCCCGCCGUUGGCGUAUGGGAUGGCUGCUCUGGGUGCGGGUUUAUUCUAUGCUAUGUAGAGUUUCUUUCUUUCUCUGGCAUAUAGAAUGAGGGAUUUUCUUGAUUUGUUUUUAGCGAUAAUUAUGCACUGCAUUGCACUGCAUGGAAUGAUAACCCCGGGCAUAUAUAUCCUAUAUAUAGAUACAUAUCUCAAAAGGCGUUUCGUUUUAUUGUUUUUUAUUUUUGUUUUUUGUUUUGUACAAAUCUCUUGCAUUCACACGAGAUCAUUCUUUUAAUGAGAUGAAAUAUGAGGAUACUUAAGAUUUGGGUUAUUGCAUGAUGUAUGAUGUAUUGUUUGGGAUUGCAUCUGUAUGGCAGCAAUGGAGUUUGAUGUUUUUCUUAUGAUUUUGAUGGAUGGAUGGAUAGAUUUUGAUUGAGAUGGCGGGUUUAUUUGAGGUGGAUGGAGGUGGAGGUGGAGGUGGUGAUUGAGUUGAGAUGAGAUAAUAGAGAGGAUAGGGAGGAUAGAUGUGAGAUGGUGCAAAUAUCUAGAGGAGAUAUCAUCAUGUACAAGAUGAGAUGAGAUGAUAAGACAAUAUAAAUAGAUAUUUAGAGGAUAUUGUGACGUUUAUAAUGUUUUCAAU